AAUCCUUAAAAUAAUAAUAUAUAAACGUGUUAGUUUCCGGAACACUUUCGAAAGUUAUGUUGAAAAAGUUAAUUUUUUGUGAAAAAGUUAUUAUUUUGAAUCCCUCCUGUGGGCAGGUAAGGGGUUAAUUUAAACCUGCCAAAUAAUCUAUGCAUGUAUGUAUUAAAAAUUAAUAAAUAAAUGAACAUACUUUUUAUUAUUGCCUAAUGUUUUAUAAUAUAUUUUAUUAAAAAAAAGAAAUUGUAUUAUUUGAAGAGUUGAUAUGAUAACUAUGUUUAGCUUCGAUAAAAUAAUAGAUUUUAGAACUGAUAUCGAGGGGAAGGAAGAGGACCACCACGGGUCUCUGAUGUAAAAAUGUCAAGGUUCUCUAAGGAAAAAUUAAAAAACCCGUCUAUGUUAGGAAUUAAUAGUAAAUCUUACCAAAGCUUAUUCAACUUAGCUUGUAUUAUAGAGCAAAGAAAAACCAUAGUAUCCAUGUCUUCAUUAUCUGAAACACAUAAGAUGUUACACCGGACAUGCAGGGAAUUUUCAGAAGCAGAAUUAAAACCUAUUGCUUCUAAAACUGACCAAGAAAAAAUAUUUCCCAAGAAACAAAUAAAAAAAAUGGGAGAGUUAGGACUUAUGGCAAUUUGUAUUCCACAAGAUGUUGGUGGUACAGGUCUUGACUGUAUGUCAUAUGCAAUUGCUACAGAAGAAAUUUCUAGAUGUUGUGCAUCAUCUGGUACUAUUAUGGCUGUUCAUAACAUGUAUCUUAACGUCAUCAAUUAUUUUGGUAACGAAAAACAGAAGGAAGAGUUUAUUAGGCCAUUUGUGGAUGGUGAAAAUAUUGGUUCAUUCUCCAUUAGUGAGCCAGGUUCUGGGAGUGAUGCGAGUGCAGUUAAGACAAAAGCUAUUAAAAAGGAUUCACUUUACUACAUUAAUGGAACAAAAGCUUGGUGUACAAAUGGAUAUGAAUCGAAAGCCGCUGUUGUUUUUGCAUCAACGGAUCCUUCAAAAAAACAUAAGGGUAUAAGUGCAUUUUUAGUGAAAAAGAAUUUUCCAGGAUUUUCUGUGGGAAAAAAAGAAAAUAAAUCAGGUAUACGUGGAACUUCGACUUGCAAUUUAAUAUUUGAAAAUUGCCCAGUACCAGAAGAAAAUAUUCUUGGAGAACUUGGAAAAGGAUUUAAUUAUGCAAUGAAAGUUUUAGAUGGUGGCCGUAUAGGGAUUGCAGCUCAAGCAUGUGGUAUUGCUCAAGCUUCUCUAGAACUAGCAAUUGAUUAUGCUAAUAAAAGAACUGCAUUCGGAACUCCGAUUUCUAAAAUGCAAACAAUUCAGAAUAAAAUUGCUGAUAUGGCUUUAAAAUUAGAAAGUGCUAGACUGUUGACUUGGAGAGCCGCAUCUUUGAAAGACAUGAACAAACCACAUACGAAAGAAGCUGCAAUGGCAAAAUUAGCGGCUUCUGAAGUAGCAACGUUUAAUGCUCAUCAAUGCAUUCAAAUAUUAGGUGGUAUGGGUUAUGUGUCAGACAUGCCAGCUGAACGAUAUUAUAGAGAUGCGAGAAUAACAGAAAUAUACGAAGGGACGUCUGAAAUCCAAAAAAUUGUUAUCGCGGCUAAUAUAUUAAAAGAAUACGAAUAAUAAUUCGAUCAAAUGUAGACUAAAUUAUUUAUAAAUACUUAUUACAAGUUAUAUGUAUUAUUAUUUGUGCGAGAACAAAUAUGUUUAUAGUAUAUAUUUUGUAUGUUUAUUAAAUGUGAUCCAUUUAUUAUAA
Daktulosphaira vitifoliae (grape phylloxera) is the source of this 1750-nucleotide messenger RNA. Its product is annotated as short-chain specific acyl-CoA dehydrogenase, mitochondrial-like. Gene Ontology annotation, molecular function: flavin adenine dinucleotide binding. The transcript has 9 exons. The record is from RefSeq and is a predicted model, not a curated record. NCBI's taxonomy places the organism in Eukaryota, Metazoa, Arthropoda, Insecta, Hemiptera, Phylloxeridae. Gene Ontology annotation, biological process: butyrate catabolic process; fatty acid beta-oxidation using acyl-CoA dehydrogenase. Gene Ontology annotation, cellular component: mitochondrion. The coding region runs from base 355 to 1617 and encodes 420 amino acids.